AUGGACCCAAUCGAAGAUGGAGAUGACGAUGCUUCACACCUUGGAGAUAUUAUGGAUGACUUCUACGCGCUCAUGUACGAGACGGCUGUGCUGGUAGGACCAACGGGAACAAGUCCUUUGAAGACGAAAGAUUCAAGUAAGAAAAAGAGUGGAUGUGACUCCCCGCCACGCGCAUCUUCGCCAAUACACGAUGCAUACAAGAAACCAAGUAGCGGGGGUCCUUCUGUUAGUGUUUCGGCCUCAACAUUCCUUUCGAGAGAAAUAAUGGACGCACUUCUGCCGCCAAAAACGUGGCAGGAUUCGCAGGGCAAAUGGCAACGCAUGGUGAGUAUGCUACCUGCCACACGGACGGAGACCCAGCGACUCCACGAGACUUUCGACCAUCUAUUAGAGAAAUACCAGGCACGAGUCCACACGAUCUGUGCCGUUCGGGAGAAAUACUUCUUGCAAAUUUUCGCAUCGCGUACGGAAGACAGAAAGCUGUUCAAGCAGAGGCUGGUGUCACGGAGCUGGAACAGGAAAUUUGCCGAUUGA
Messenger RNA from Phytophthora infestans T30-4, 534 nucleotides. RefSeq lists its product as uncharacterized. NCBI's taxonomy places the organism in Eukaryota, Oomycota, Peronosporomycetes, Peronosporales, Peronosporaceae. Gene Ontology annotation, cellular component: axoneme. The transcript is spliced from 3 exons. Gene Ontology annotation, molecular function: dynein heavy chain binding. The record is from RefSeq and is a predicted model, not a curated record. Bases 1 to 534 code for a protein of 177 amino acids.